Diospyros lotus (date-plum) is the source of this 2047-nucleotide messenger RNA. Its product is annotated as protein NRT1/ PTR FAMILY 6.3-like. The transcript is spliced from 5 exons. Gene Ontology annotation, biological process: transmembrane transport; response to nitrate; oligopeptide transport. Gene Ontology annotation, molecular function: nitrate transmembrane transporter activity. The coding region runs from base 46 to 1830 and encodes 594 amino acids. The record is from RefSeq and is a predicted model, not a curated record. Lineage: Eukaryota; Viridiplantae; Streptophyta; Magnoliopsida; Ericales; Ebenaceae. Gene Ontology annotation, cellular component: membrane.
UCAAAGCCAAAGCCCAGAGCAACCGUAACGUAUCAACCACCACCAAUGGCAUCGCCUGAAAGCCAAUGGCCCGACACCCUUUCAAAUGCCUGGGACUUCAAAGGCCGCCCAGCCCUCCGAUCUGCCACCGGCGGCUGGGCCAGCGCCGCCAUGAUUCUGGGAGUUGAGGCAUGUGAAAGGUUGACGACGCUUGGAAUUGCCGUUAACUUGGUGACCUACUUGACGAACACCAUGCAUUUGGGCAAUGCAUCCUCGGCAAACACUGUCACCAACUUCCUCGGCAGCUCCUUCAUGCUCUGUCUGCUCGGCGGCUUCGUCGCUGACACUUUCCUCGGCAGGUACCUAACUGUGGCCAUUUUUGCCGCCGUUCAAGCAACUGGAGUGACAAUCUUGACCAUCUCAACCGUGAUCCCCAGCCUGAGACCUCCCAAAUGCACCACCGACCGCCAGCCCUGCAUCCCAGCCACCGGCACGCAGCUAACAGUGCUUUACGUAGCUCUCUACCUCACUGCACUCGGCACCGGCGGCCUGAAAUCAAGCGUCUCGGGGUUCGGCUCCGACCAAUUUGACGACACAGACAAGGAAGAAAGAGCCCAAAUGGCCAAGUUCUUUCACUGGUUCUUCUUCUUCAUCAGCAUCGGGGCGCUCGGAGCGGUGACAGUUCUGGUCUACAUUCAAGACAACUUGGGGCGGCAAUGGGGAUACGGCAGCUGUGCAUUCGCCAUUGCUGCUGGCCUGCUCGUGUUCUUGGCCGGGACGAGGCGAUACCGGUUCAAGAAACUUGUGGGAAGUCCGUUGACGCAAAUUGCCAGUGUCUUUGUUGCGGCAUGGAGGAAGAGGCAUUUGGAGUUGCCAUCGGAUUCGUCGCUGCUUUUCAAUGUGGACGAUAUUGAUUUGGCAAGUGAUGGACAAAUGAAGAAGAAGAAGAAGCAAACGCUGCCACAUACCAAGCAAUUCCGUUUCUUGGAUAAAGCAGCCAUCAAAGACCCUGAAUUUGACAGUGGAAUCACUGUGGAGAAGAACAAAUUCCACCUCUCAACUUUAACAGAUGUGGAAGAAGUGAAAUUGGUUAUUAGAAUGCUCCCCAUUUGGGCCACCACGAUAAUCUUCUGGACAGUCUAUGCCCAAAUGACCACAUUUUCAGUGUCCCAAGCCACCACCAUGGACCGCCACAUUGGCAAGUCAUUCCAGAUUCCGCCCGCCUCCCUGACCGUCUUCUUCGUCGGCAGCAUCUUGCUGACCGUGCCGGUGUACGACCGGGUUAUCGCUCCAGCGGCCAGAAGGAUCCUUUACAACCCACAAGGCCUCACCCCAUUGCAACGCAUUGGGGUUGGCCUAGUGUUGUCAAUACUGGCAAUGGUGGCAGCCGCCCUGACCGAGAUCAAGCGGCUACGCGUUGUUGCCCGAUCAAGCAACGAUCCAACGGCUGUGGUGCCGCUUAGUGUGUUUUGGUUGGUCCCACAGUUCCUUCUUGUGGGGUCCGGCGAGGCGUUUACCUACGUUGGGCAGCUUGAUUUCUUCCUAAGGGAAUGCCCCAAAGGGAUGAAAACCAUGAGCACGGGGCUGUUCUUGAGCACACUUUCGCUAGGGUUUUUCUUUAGCUCUGUUUUGGUGACUAUAGUGCACAAAGUGACGGGGGAGAAGAACCCAUGGCUGGCUGAUAAUCUCAACCAAGGGAGGCUCUACGAUUUCUACUGGUUGUUGGCCAUUAUAAGUGGUUUGAACUUCUUGUUGUACUUGGUUUGUGCCAAAUGGUAUGUGUACAAGGAGAAUAGGCUUGCCGAGGAGGGCAUCGAAUUGGAGGAAACAGAGCCUAGUUGCCAUGUUUAAGAAGAGCAGCUACAGCAUGCAUGAAAACAUGGCGCCCCAUCAACGUACCCAUUAAGAAAUUAAUUAAGACUACUGUUACGGGUGAAUGUUAAGUUUUCUUAGCUAUGGUCAGAAUAUAUGUACACACGGUUAAUGUUAUUUUUCUCGCUGAGCUUGUGUACAAAUAUACUAGUGUUUGUAUUAUAUGAAUUAAACAUCUAUCUUCUUAACGGUGCAA